This is a messenger RNA of Calypte anna (Anna's hummingbird), 674 nucleotides long. RefSeq lists its product as uncharacterized. NCBI's taxonomy places the organism in Eukaryota, Metazoa, Chordata, Aves, Apodiformes, Trochilidae. The transcript is spliced from 3 exons. Bases 1 to 663 code for a protein of 220 amino acids. The record is from RefSeq and is a predicted model, not a curated record.
AUGAAGCCCAGUCCAAAAAGCAACCAGAAUAUGGCCAAUACCCUGUGGAGCAGGGGCGUUCCCCCUUUGAGGUGUUUGCUAACCCUGCUUGACAGUGGCUGCCCUAGAAACCUCUGUGAUGUGACCUACUGUCCCAAGACUGUGGGCUUGAGGAGGCUGUCGGGCUCCCAGGCACCACUGAAGGCUCCCACCUUCCCUGACCACCACCUCCUGCAGCCGGGGGCACUGCCUGAACGAUUGGCAGCCCCGGACACGCCACUUGUGGCCAUCGGGGCCACAGUCCUUCGCGAGGCAGCAUCGUUCUGGCUGGCACCCCCGGCCGACCUCAGGCUCCGCGCCCGCGCUGCCCUCCGCGCUGCCCGCGCUUCCCGCACCUCCCGCGCUGCUCACACCGCCCGCACUCCCCGCACCUCCCGCGCUUCAUACGCCGCUCACACUCCCCGCGCUGCUCGGCGCUGCCCGGCCGUGUUCCCGCCGCCGCGGAGGCGGCCGGAGGGCAGGAUCACGUCCUCUCCGCAGCCUCCUCCGGCCGGUACCUAUCUCCGCUUAUUCAUCAGCGAGAUGACAAAUCUCCCGGGCGGGUGUCUGUCCCGUCCUCCCAGAGAGCGCUCCGUCCUCAUCGCCGCGGCCGGCUUGUUGGCGAGAGAAAAAACCUCUUUCUGAGUGAGCCCUGA